Molecule: messenger RNA, 2523 nt
Organism: Sitophilus oryzae (rice weevil)
Lineage: Eukaryota; Metazoa; Arthropoda; Insecta; Coleoptera; Curculionidae
Product: peroxisomal multifunctional enzyme type 2
Exons: 14
Coding region: 264-2423 (719 amino acids)
Cellular component (GO): cytosol
Molecular function (GO): oxidoreductase activity
Source: RefSeq, a predicted model, not a curated record
UGACAUAAGGUUUGACACGUUUGACAACAACUACAACAACCAACAACAGUGAAAAUAAGUGAAAAAGAUUGGAAUUCUUAAAUUUGCUAAUUAGUUAUAACUUGGUAAUUAUAGAGUUAAUUACAGUUCUAUUACAAAUAGCUAAAUAAGUGUAUAAGGACAAUAAGGCUUAAUAUCUUAUUUAAAUUUGCCAGCAAAACUUCGGUAAAGUUUUAAUAAUACCUAACAGAAUAGAAAGUCAAAUAAAAACUGUAGACAGUACAAUGUCUGACUUGAGUUUUGAUGGAAAAGUUGCUAUUGUUACUGGAGCAGGAGCAGGACUUGGCAGAGCAUAUGCCCACCUACUAGCAUCACGAGGAGCAAAAGUAGUGGUUAAUGAUUUGGGUGGCGGCCGACAUGGAGAUGGUAGCUCAGCUAAAGCUGCUGAUACUGUUGUUGAAGAAAUUAAAGCUAAUGGAGGUACUGCUGUAGCAGAUUAUAAUUCUGUUGUCGAUGGAGAUAAAAUUGUUCAAACAGCUUUGGAUAAUUUUGGAAGAAUAGAUAUAUUAAUUAACAAUGCUGGAAUUUUAAGAGAUAAAAGCUUUGCAAGAAUUUCUGAUCAGGAUUGGGACUUAGUCCAUGCUGUUCAUUUAAAAGGAAGUUUCAAGACUACCCAAGCUGCAUUUCCUGUAAUGAAGAAACAGGGAUUUGGUCGUAUUAUAAUGACUGCAUCAAAUUCUGGAUUAUAUGGAAAUUUUGGUCAAGCUAAUUAUUCUGCUGCAAAAAUGGGACUAAUAGGACUAGCUAAGACUGUUGCAAUUGAAGGGUUCAAAAAUAAUGUUUUUUGUAAUAUUAUUGUACCUACUGCUGCUAGUAGACUUACAGAAGACAUUUUACCUCCUGAUAUUUUUGAAGCUUUAAAACCAGAAUAUAUAGCUCCAGUUGUUGCCUAUUUAUGUCAUGAUUUAUGCAAUGAAAAUGGUUCAAUUAUUGAAGCAGCUGCAGGAUGGGCUGGUAAAUGUACAAUAUUUCGAGCAAAUGGUAGCCUUUUGAGAUCAUCAGCUACAGAUAAUGUAACUGUUGAGAAAGUCCAUGAAAAUUGGUUAAAAAUCACUGAUCUUACUAGUUCUAGCAGUUUAGGAUCUAUCCAAGAAGCCACAGGUGCCUUAAUUCAGUCUCUAGAAAAUUUAGGUAACACCCAAGGAACAAGUAGUCAAGAAACUACUGGACAAAAUUCUGAAGAAAAUGAUGUCUUUGAAUUUAAUGAAAGAGAUGUUAUACUCUACGCACUAGCAGUUGGCGCUUCUCUAACACAGUCUUCUGAACUCAAAUUUUUAUAUGAAGGACACGAUCAGUUUUCGAUACUACCAACUUUCUAUGUGUUACCUGCUCUUCAGUGCGUAAUGUCUUCUAGCUCUACGACAAAUGCUGUGCCGGGAAAAGAUAUAGAUUUGAGUAAUGUCUUACACGGGGAACAAUAUAUUGAGGUAUUUGAUUUGCCUACUGGAGGACCAUUAACAUCAAAAGCUAAUGUAUCUGAAGUAUUGGACAAGGGAUCAGGAGCGGCAAUAGUUUCAGAUAUUAACUCCUUUGACAAAAAUGGGAAUGUAGUCAUUAAAAAUCAAAUUGUGACUUUCGCCGUAGGAGCUGGAGGAUUUGGUGGUCCAAGAACAGGAACAAAAAUUAUUCCUUGUCGGCCAAAACCAAAGAGAUCGCCAGACGCAUCCAUUUCACAGAAAACUAGCUUAGAUCAGGCUGCACUGUAUCGAUUAACAGGUGACAGAAAUCCACUCCAUAUUGAUCCAAAUAUUGCUCCAUUAGCUGGUUUUGAGAAACCAAUUUUACAUGGUUUGUGCUCAUUAGGCUUUUCAGUUCGUGUUGUACUACAAACUUAUGCUGAUCAUGAUUCAACAUUAUUCAAAGCCUGCAAGGCCAGAUUUACCAAACCUGUCAUCCCUGGACAAACACUCAAAGUUGAUAUGUGGAGAGAAGGCAAUAGAAUUCAUUUUGAAACUGCAGUUGUUGAAACAGGAAAUGUGGUGAUAACAGGCGCUUACGUAGACUUAAAAUCAGUUAAGGCUCUGGUUAAGAUGUCUUCUUCAGAACUGAAAAGCGAUGCUAUAUUCGAAUUUAUUAUUGAAAAAGUCAAAGAAGAUCCCAACAAAGCGAAAUCCAUAGGUGGCGUAUUUUUGUAUAAAAUUACAAAAGAUGGGAAAGAAGCAAAACAGUGGACAAUGGAUCUUAAAAACGCCAAAGUUUACGAAGGGGCACCUGAAGGAAAACCCAGCACUACAUUGACAGUUUCAGACGAAGACUUCUUGUUGUUGGCCGAAGGCAAAUUACAACCCCAACAGGCAUUUAUGAAGGGUAAAUUGAAAAUCACUGGAAAUAUUAUGUUGGCCCAGAAACUAGCUCCUCUUUUAAGGACUACUGCGAAACUUUAAUUAUUGUUAAUCUAUAGCCACGGUGACUGGUUUUUAUUUUGUUAUAUUUUAAGGUGGAUUUAAUAGAUAUAUAUUUUAAAUAAAAAAAAACAAAAAUAUC